AAGUAGCGUAUGAAUAUCAACACAAUAUUUGUAGUUUCGCGGAAAUUCCAAAUCCGUUUUGCCGCUCUUGCCAAAGAAGAAACCAACUUAUACGUUUUCAUCUAUUUAAACUGAAUUCCAAGGGUCCUUCAUCUAGUAUCAAAAGAACUUCGUCAUGACCGAGUGCUCCUCACGGCCCGUUUGCCACCCCCUCGGCGAACACAUAACCCCCUGUAUCUUGGUAAAGCAAAACACGCAGUGGUACCCAGAAAACUGUAACUCCAUCAUCAUGGUGAACCCUGCAUCUUCGCUUGUUGUCGACGCUAGCCGGUACCCAACCCAACUCCAAGAAUAUACAGGAAGUCCGCUUCAACUAUGGUGCUUUGAGCGCACUGAGACGGGCACCUUCUUGAUAAAGAAUGUUGGUAAUCAGAGAUAUUUGCAAGUAGAGGGCGACGGCACAAAUGGUAGACGAAUAGUCACUGACGUAAAAAACGGGGGACCGAGUCAGCAGUGGCAGCACCAUCAUCUUGAGCAGACGAUAACAAAUUCAGCCAGUGGUAGAGCGUUAGAGAUAAACGGGUUUAAUUUUACUGCAGGGUCUGUGAUACUAAUUAAUGAUAAAAAUGCUGGAACUAAUCAGAGGUUUUCUCUACAAUAUAAAUAGGUUGAUUAAAGACAGCACAAAUUCCAACUACGAUAUAUGGAAACAGUUAAAUGUCAAAAUUCAAACAAAUAAAUAGUUCUUAUACCUGUAAUUUUGAAAUAGUU
This is a messenger RNA of Zophobas morio, 750 nucleotides long. RefSeq lists its product as uncharacterized. The record is from RefSeq and is a predicted model, not a curated record. The transcript has 2 exons. The coding region runs from base 155 to 646 and encodes 163 amino acids. Lineage: Eukaryota; Metazoa; Arthropoda; Insecta; Coleoptera; Tenebrionidae.